Acanthochromis polyacanthus (spiny chromis) is the source of this 4402-nucleotide messenger RNA. Its product is annotated as junctional adhesion molecule 3B-like. Lineage: Eukaryota; Metazoa; Chordata; Actinopteri; Pomacentridae. Gene Ontology annotation, biological process: angiogenesis; cell adhesion. Gene Ontology annotation, molecular function: protein heterodimerization activity; protein homodimerization activity. The annotation marks the transcript as partial. The transcript has 9 exons. The record is from RefSeq and is a predicted model, not a curated record.
AAUAGAGCCCUCCCUUCCCCUCGUUCUCUCUCUCUCACCCUCUCUCUCUCUCUCUCUAGGUCUCUCUCCCUCUCUCCAUCCCCACCGAGGCUCUCCGGACUACUUUGCGCAUGCACGGCCAGUCAAACCGAGCAUUGCAUCGACUCCAAGAUGGCGAAAACACGUCUGGCUUGCCUCCUGACUCUCCUCUCAACUCACUGCUACUUCAGUGUGCUGGCAGUGGUGCUGAGAACAAGUAAUGACUCACCGUGGACAGAUGAGUUUGACAAAAUUGAGCUAUCAUGUUUGAUUGAGUCCAUUUCUACAACUAAUCCCAGGAUUGAAUGGAAGAAGAUAACAAAUGAGGGGCCAAGUUAUGUGUACUUUGACAAGAAAAUCUCAGGUGACCUGGAGAACAGAGCAGUGAUCAGAGAACCGGCCACAUUACUGAUAACCAAUGCCACAAGAUCGGACACAGCCAAGUAUCGGUGUGAGGUCACCGCUGCUGAUGACCAGAAGUCAUUUGAUGAGAUUGUGAUUGACCUUGUUGUAAGAGUAAAGCCAGUGGUGCCAAAAUGCAGUGUUCCAAAAUCGGUGCCUUUUGGGAAGUCAGCUGAGCUGAGCUGUGUGGAGGAGGAGGGCUUCCCCAAGUCCCAGUACCAGUGGUUCAAGAACAGGGAGGAGAUUCCAGACGACCCCAAGACCAGCCUCAAGUUCUUCAACUCCUCGUACGCGCUCAACGCAGAAACAGGAACUCUGAAGUUCAUUGCAGUCAGAAAAGAAGACGCAGGCGAGUACUUUUGCCGAGCGAAGAACGAUGCAGGAUAUGCCGAGUGUGCAGCCCAGAAGAUGGAAGUCUAUGAUAUUGACCUUCUGGGGAUUAUACUGGGAGUGCUAGUAGUGGUCAUAGUGCUCUUAUGUAUAACGGUGGGGAUCUGCUGCGCAUACAAGCAAGGCUACUUCUCAAGCCAGAAACAGACGGGGAACAAUUACAAAGUUCCAGCUAAAGGGGAUGGAGUGGACUAUGUGCGGACAGAGGAUGAGGGAGACUUCCGACACAAAUCAUCGUUUGUGAUCUAAGACGGGAGAAGGUGUCGGGAGCGUCGUGCUGAGGAGAGACGUGAGGCGUGGGCGUGUCCUCCACACUGUCCAACCUCGGAGCUGCCACAGGCCACGCUCAGGCUCUCAGCACGACCGAAAUCCAACUACUCAAGUUUGCCAAAGGUGACAGGAUUUCACAGGACGACAACAUGUCAAAACAGUACAUGCAUAGGGACUGAGAGUAAUUUAACUUUAUCACCCUCAACCGAGUUCUUUUGCUAAAUUAUGGAGUUGUUUCUUUACAGUUAUUGCAUGGUUUCAAACACUAAUCAAGGUGGAGAAAAGGAAGCCUUUCUUUGUUCUGCCAGGUAGAAAAGGAGGAGCCUCUCUCCUCUCCAGUCUGUCGUGACACUUUUCUACUGCAAACAUUUCGCUUCAAACCUUUUUGUCAUUUGUAUAACAUUUCUUUUCUACUGUUGACAGACUAUUUUUGAUGGAAUAUAUUUUAAAAUGCCUAUAGAUAAAGGUUUACUUUUUUAAAUAUUUGUAAAAUACUAACAUGUGUUCUUUUUUUUUUCCUUUGUUUUUAUUUGGUUGUGGAUAAAAUUAUGUAACACUUUAACCACUUUGCAUCAAGCUGUAAGCAUUUACACCUUUGCAAUCAGGAGAAAGAAACGAAAGCCGACUUGUAUUAGCAUAUCAAGACGUGCUUCUUGAUGGGCGGUCUUACAUAUUGAGUUCCUGCGCUGGCGUCGCCCAGUUUCUGUUGCGAGAGACUUCCAUGUUGAUGUUUGUAGAUAGUCUUAGUAAGAGGCUUUUAAGAGUGCCAGUCAAAUGCUGUGAAACACUGUACACAAUCAGUGCUGCGUUUUCUUGAUUUUAAGUGUCCUUCUAUGCUUGCUGUUAAUCUUGUAUAUAUUGAAGUUACUGUCAGGAUGACUGUCAGGGUUUCCUGUCAUACCUAUGUUCAGUAUCACACUAGAAUAAAAAUAGCGAGAAUAAUACAGGGUUUGUAAGUUAACCUUCCAGACCCAAAGGAAACUAGAGGAAGGCGAUUGUGAAAAGCUGAAACGAGGCACGGUACGGAGUAAAAGCCUACAUUUAGAUUUGAAGCAGAAAUAUAACCUGACAUACGGAGCAGAAUCAGGACCUAGGUAUUUUAACGAUCGACUCGCCUGUUUUAACCCUCGUGUCGUCCUGCGGGUCAAUAUUGAGCCGGUUUAAAGUUUGAAAAUGUGGGAAAAAAUGAAUGAAUUUACAGUGAAGCUUCUGAUGUCCACAUUUUCAGCAUUUUUGGGAAAUCUUUGAACAUUUUUCGGUGGAAGAAAGAAAUGUGAAAAAUGUUUCUUAAGAACUUUCACAAAAAAUCAACCAAAAUCCAGCGAAAUUCGCUGGAUUUUGGUUGAUUUUUUUGUGAAUGUUCUUAAGGAAAAUAUCAGAAGUUUGUACUGAUAUAUGUGUAAUCAUUUUUGAUAUUUUUUGAAUUUUUUGAGGGAAGAUACUUAUUCAUUUUUUCAAAGUAUUUACUAGAAUUUUCUUGCCAAAUUUGCGGCCUUUUUUAAAAAAUAUAACUUUUAAGGGAAACUUUUAAGGAAUUAUUGGACUUUUCUUCCUGAGGAUUUUGCAAAUUCUCAGAAAUUUGGGGACUUUUUUUGCUGAAUUUUUGGAUUUUUUUUCAAGAAAACAAUAGCUUUUGGUGCCCAUAAAUGAGGACAACAGGAGGGUUAAGCUGUAAUCUGUAAAGGUACCGGCGGCGUGAGUGGAAAUGCCCCAGCUCUGCAGCAGAUACACAGUGCGGUACACCGUGUACGCAAUCUUUAAUAUGAUGAUAUUUACUGCUGUCCAACCUGACAACAAAAAGUUUUUUUUUCCCUAGGAUUUAGAGCUAACUUGUAGAUGCGUUUAAACUGAAAAGAGAAAUCAGUGUAGCUUUGGCUGAAGCUCGUGUUCUUCUCAUUCCUCUCAUGCCGAGCUGAAGGCGGACCGUUGCUGACCCCGGAUCAGCGUCACAGUGAUAUACAGCCGGGGGGGUGGGAGGGGCGGGGUCUGGUGGGUUAACAGUUGUACUGAUUGUAAAUAGGUGUUUGUUAUUUUUCUCUCUCUCAAGAUUAUGUAAAGUGGUGAAAAGUGUAAAGAAAAAACAAAUAGAAUCCCGUUUGAGGCGAUAUGAAGCUCUUUCCAUUUGUAAGACUGAAGGUGGCAUUUUAUUCGAUCAUUCAGAACACGUGAACAAGAGCUUCAGCUUAGGAAGGUAUUCAGAACAGCAGCUCUCUGCUUCAAGUUCUGUUAUUUUUGGUACCAGCCAGAUUGAAAAAAAAACAAAACACUUGAAUCAGGAUUCUCUUGUUCCGCUGUGACUGAAUGUUUUCCAAUCAGCAACGCGGUGAAAUGUUAACCCAGUGUCAGUCGUGGUAGAGACGAUCUGCCCAGCAUUUGCACAUCAACACUGCUCGGUCGAAGUGCACGUGUCGCAUUAAGGAACCGAAAGGCUCCUUGUCUGAGUGUGCGAUUAACCCAAUCAGGUCACAGAUGAUUCCUGUUGCGGGCACACAGCAGAUGCAGAAAUCGCCCCUCCUCAUUUGUACAAAGUUCAUUCCUCUUAAGUGCCUUCAACCUUCAAAGUAGUUCAGUUUCCCUCCAGCGCAUUUGUACCUUUCUACGACACCGCCACAGGCUUUUUUCCGUUCGUUUAACAACAAGCACGGCGUUUGAGAGGAAUGAUGUCACUGCAAAAUUUCCGCUUCCCUUCUUUACAUAUCUGCAAAUUUGUAAAUAGCUUUUUUCGUAGGUUUGAAGGUGUAGACAUGUUGAAGUAGAAAUAAAAAAUAAUAAUAGUGCCUAAACAUAGUGGGAAUUAUUUUUGGUAAAUACACAUAGCACUAUUAGGCCAACAAAAAAAAGAAAUCAAAGAAAUAAAAUCGAUGGAUACCCAGAGCAGAGACUUCUUUUCCAAUCAAAAUAAUGUCUGGUUUUCAUUUAUAACAGCGGCCAUGUCAGGGAUUGUACUUAGAAAUCCUCCACAUGUCCAAACAUUGAGAGCUGACCCUGUUUUUUCUGCUGUAGCUGCAGCAUGUCGUAACAGUUCAGGUAUCAGGCGCAUUUCAACAGCAAACAGGUGUUGAUACAGAGCAGCUACAUUUCCCCAUCAAGCAGUCCUGAUCCAGAGCGUCUGUAAGGCUGGGAGGCAGCAGCGGUAGAGAUUAUACCGACUAUCUCGGUUAUCACAGGUGGUUUCCAGUGUGGGAAACAUCAUGUACAGGAUUUUACUGAACCAAUCGCACAUACAGGAGAAUGUCCAUUUGGGGCCUGCUGGGGUUGUUUUUGUUCAUUUUAGAACCACUCUAUUUGUGAUUAAUAAAAGCUCACUUCUAAUAUUACUGGA